GACCCCAACCCCAAUUCCCCAUCCAUUUCCUUCCGUACGCCUGGGUUUAGCUAGGGUUCCUCUUCCGCCACCACUCCGCCCGCGCCGCCGCCGCCACCACCGCAGCGAUGGCCGCCUUCGGCGAGGACGACGCGGCGUGGGAGCGCGCCAUCGCCGCCGCCACCAAGACCGCCUCCGGCGCCACCUCCGGGCCCAAGUCCCUCACCCUCGACGGCGCCGUCAAGUCCUCCACGGGCCGUCUCCCCUCCCCGGCCCUCUUCGAGCGCUUCGCCGCCUCCCUCGAGGAGCUCUCCGUCGCGGGGGCCCGCCUCUCCUCGCUCGCGGGCCUGCCGCGCCUCCCGGCGCUGCGCCGCCUCUCGCUCCCCGACAACCGCCUCUCGGGGGCCGCCGCGCUCGCCGCCGUCGCGGAGGGCUGCGGCGCCACGCUGCGCCACCUCGAUCUGGGGAACAACCGCUUCGCCGAGGUCGACGAGCUCGAGCCGCUGGCCAAGCUCGGGGUCGAGGCGCUCGACCUGUAUCAGUGCCCCGUCAGCAAGAUCAAGGGGUACAGGGAGAAGGUCUUCGCGCUGAUUCCCAGCUUGAAGUAUCUGGAUGGCGUCGAUGCCGAAGGAAACGAGCGUUUGGAGACGGAUGACGAAGAGGAUGUUGAGGAGGACGAGGAGGGGGAGGAGGGAGAAGAAGGGGAGGGAGAAGACGGAGACGAGGAUGAUGGUGAGGGAGAAGGGGAUGAAGAAGAUGGGGAGGAUGGGGAAGGGGAUGAUGAUGAUGAAGAAGAAGAAGAAGGCGACGAAGAGGCUGAAGACGAAGCGGAUGAAGCUGAUGAUGAUGAACUUGAUGCUGAUGAAGAAGACAAGGAGAACAUUGAAAGCAAAGCAGGUGGGUCUUCCCUGCCAAAUAAGAGGAAAAGGGAUAAUGAUGAUGACACCAAUGGAGAUGAGUAAAAGGGUGAGGAAAAUAGUUUCUUGCUGAACUUUGGAAGGUUUUGUGCACUGAUUAUUCUUUUCAUGCUUUUCCGGUGCUUUGUUUUCAGACUUGUAAUAGACUAGAGCAUAGUGUCUGUAGUAUCUUCUGUAAGUUGUUGACUCUGAAACCAUGAGUAGUUUUGGACACCCCCAGAAUACUCGUUUUUUUUCAUGUUGACUUCCUGAUGCUACUAAUUGAGAUCCCAGUUCAUAUAAUACUACUGCUUUAUACUGUGGUUC
Molecule: messenger RNA, 1202 nt
Organism: Setaria italica (foxtail millet)
Lineage: Eukaryota; Viridiplantae; Streptophyta; Magnoliopsida; Poales; Poaceae
Product: acidic leucine-rich nuclear phosphoprotein 32-related protein 2
Exons: 2
Coding region: 108-941 (277 amino acids)
Cellular component (GO): nucleus
Molecular function (GO): histone binding
Source: RefSeq, a predicted model, not a curated record